Molecule: messenger RNA, 1569 nt
Organism: Ilex paraguariensis (yerba mate)
Lineage: Eukaryota; Viridiplantae; Streptophyta; Magnoliopsida; Aquifoliales; Aquifoliaceae
Source: the annotation of a GenBank genome assembly
CUUUGAAACAUCACAUGGUGGCCUCCCUUAUUAAUACCACACCACACCAUUCUGACCAUUCCUUGUUUUACUUUUAGAGAAACAAAGUUCUACGGCCAUCAAGAAGAAGAGACCGAGAAGGAGAAAACUCUCACGCGUCUUGGACUCAUUUCUACCUGCCUCGCAAGCAAAUCCGAUUGAUUGUCGGCCAAAACAACGAUGUCACGCAGCGGCGAGUUAUCCUCCACCGUGAACAGUGGUGGUAGCGAUGGAGAGAUUAUGCUGUUUGGUGUGAGAGUGAAGGUGGAUCCUAUGAGGAAGAGUGUGAGUAUGAAUAAUCUGUCGCAGUACGAGCAACCUAAUAAUCAAAAUAAUGAAUCUUCCAACGCUGAUGUUGCUGCUGCUGGUUACGCCUCCGCCGAUGACGCCGUCAACCACCAGUCCUCCGGAGGUCGCGAGCGUAAGCGAGGAGUUCCAUGGACAGAGGAUGAACAUAAGCUGUUCCUCUUAGGAUUACAGAAAGUAGGAAAAGGAGACUGGAGAGGAAUUUCAAGGAAUUUCGUGAAGACUCGUACGCCAACACAAGUUGCUAGUCAUGCUCAGAAAUACUUCCUCCGGCGAAACAACCUCAAUCGUCGCCGCCGCCGAUCUAGCCUCUUUGACAUCACAACAGAUUCGGUCACAGCAAUUCCAAUGGAAGAAGAGCAUGUUCCUCAAGAUACACCACAACCAGUUCUGCCGUCACAACCACUGCUUUCGCUGGAAGCUUCUAAUAUCAGUGGAUUCCCCUUCAAGCCUUUUCCGAUGACUGUUGGUCCUGUUCUUCCAAUGGAGAACCUAAAAUUGGGGCCCCAUGAUCAAGUGAAUAAUACUUCUGCGGCUCUAGUCUGUCCUAUCCCUGUUCUUCCAAUGCAUAAUUCAUCAAAGAUGACAGAUCUAAACUUAAAUCAGAAAUCAACAAUUGAACCAUCAUCUCUGUCUCUGAAGCUGUCCCUAUCGUCCGAUCAGAAUUAUCAACCAUCAUCAAGGAAUUCAGCAUUUCAGGUGAUGGCAAGCUUCAAUAAUGGAGAGAACAUCAUCAGUGUGGCAUAAAAAUGGAUUAAGAAAAAGAUAAGGUAAUUAUUUUGACUGGAAGCAAUCCUUUGUAUUGUACAGACCAGGACCAUGUGAUGUCUUUGAUAUAUUUGUUUUAUGCUAUGAUUUUAGAUUCGUGUUUGGUUGUCUGGUUUUGUGUUUGUAGUUGGGAGGAAAGAUGAAUAGGACUAGUAUCCUUUUGUUCUUUUGCCGAUAUGGGUGGGAUUGGUCUAGUGGUCUCUAAUCUCUACAGCUUUAUAUAGGAAAAUAUCAAGGGGUGUAACUGGUGGAGUGUCAUUGCAUUCCUGAUAUGAAAAUCCAAGUACUGUUGUUGAUUUGAUGAUUCUGUGAUGGAGGUGUAUUUCUCAUGAAUGUCAGUGGAAUUGGGUCCUUCAUUAAUGGUCAUGGUAAGUAAGUAGUGGUAGGACCUUAAUGUCUCUGGUGUGGAAUAUCUGCUAUGCUGGAGUUUUAAAAGUAAUAAUAAUGGAUAUGAUGUUCUAUGAGGUUAGGGAUUGG